Messenger RNA from Nelumbo nucifera (sacred lotus), 1494 nucleotides. Its product is annotated as protein POLYCHOME. Gene Ontology annotation, biological process: negative regulation of ubiquitin protein ligase activity; regulation of nuclear division. NCBI's taxonomy places the organism in Eukaryota, Viridiplantae, Streptophyta, Magnoliopsida, Proteales, Nelumbonaceae. The record is from RefSeq and is a predicted model, not a curated record. Gene Ontology annotation, cellular component: nucleus.
UUUUUAAUUUUCAAAUUUCACGCUUUCAUCUCUCUCUCUCUCUCUUUCUCUCUCUCGAAGCUUUUCCAAAUUUCAGAUUCAGCUGUAGAGGAAGCCAUUAAAACGUUACUUCGUCCUCCUCUUCAACCCCACCAAUCGUGAACUCCAGAUCCUCAAGAACUGAAGCAAGACAAAGAUAACAAUGCCGGAAUCAAGAGACAGGUUAAUCAGACCGGACCCCACAGCGUCGUUAUUUGUUCGUCGCCGAUCGGCUGCGGAUCCGCUCGAUAUGGAACAAGGGGGGAGGCUGUUUGGUUCUCCUGCAAGAAUCAGCAACGGCGAUGGACGGGUCUUGUUUGGCUCCCCUUUAAGAUUCGGUGACGGAGGUGCAGCAAACUUGUUCGGCUCGCCUUCAAGACUGGGUAGUUCCGAUGGUCGAGACUUCAUCGGUUUUCCAAUUUCCCGGGGAACUGCGAGGUUGGAUGCUUUACCGGAACGCACGGCAAGGGUGGGAGCUACAGUGGUUUCACGGGGCGUCAAUAUUGGAAGGGCGGCUUAUGGUACUCCAAGGUCGGCAAAUGGGCGUGGCCGGAUUUCACACAGGUCUCCGUUGUUGGGGCGACAGAAUACUCCGGCGGCGAGAAGUGGCCGAAGCCGAGGACGUGCUGCAACCACUCCUCUGCCUUCUUGGUGCCCCAGGAGGCCUCUUCGCGACAUUACUUCUAUUAUACGGGCUGUCGAAAGGAGAAAUGCUCGCCUGAGAGAGGCUGAAAGCCAACGACUUAUCAGCCCUUCACCACAGGAGUUGAAUAUUCAUGACUCUAACCUACCUGUUUCAUGUUCUCCCCUCGAGCAUAGCCUCUCUGUUCUCUCUCCAAAUCAAGUUGCUAAUAAGGCUUGCCCACCACCUGUCGGCUAUCUGGCCAAAUCUUUGCUUGGUAUUGAUAAUCAGGUUGCUGGAGGAUCUGAUGUCCUGACCCCACAGAAGAAACUCUUGAACUCAAUAGACCAAGUUGAGAAGGUCGUGAUGGAAGAAUUCCGGAGACUAAAGAGGACACCCACUGCUAAGAAGGCAGAGAGAGAAAACAAAGUUCGCACCUUGAUGGCGAUGCGUUGAUUGAAAGUUGAAACGGUUCAUUUUGGUUUAACACAGAAAGAAGUGGAUAACUGAAGGAAUGAGAAAGUAAUGGAAAAGUAGACUGAACGGCACUACCUGGGAUAUGAUAAAUCAUCCACUGAUGAUUCUUUCUCACAUUUGAAGCUGCUUAGACAGAAAUAGCUUAGUUUUCUGUUUUUGUUUCUGCAUUUUAAUGGUUCCUGCUGAAGGUCUUGGUUUAGGAUUAAUAGGUAGUUUUUUAGAUGUUAAUGCCAUUUGCUGAAGGUCUAGUAGGACUAGUAGGCAUGUUUUGCGAGAAUGUAAAUAGAAAGUUGUCUAUUCAUUACUUCAAAAUGUCUAAGCCCAUGAAUGAUUUCUUCCCAAAUACAAUAAAUGCAUUUCGUUGUAUUGUGUUCGUC